GAGAGUUUAUACACCAAGGUGGCCUAUUUAGAGAAGGAAUGCAAAGUGACUGAUAACUGUCAGCCUGCAAGCGAGUGUCCAUCUAGGACGAGAACACAAAGUGCCCUCUGCACGGACACUGCGGAGCGGCAUCUGCAGAUCGCUCUGGCUAGAUGCACAAGGCUCUCAGGAGCCGUGGGGUGCACAGAAGGCUACUGUCUCCUGUCAGCCUCCAGGCAUGGCUUCCAAGCCAGGCCAUGCACUGACAGCCUCCCAGACAAAGCCACCACCAAUCAUCCACUGUCACUCUGUGGCCUCCCUCACCACAAAAGGCCAGAUUGCCCCAGAUCAGAAAACUCCUUCUCCUCCAUAGGGGCAGCCAGAGGGCAAACGUGGGUGUUUUGAGACCUGAGCAGCCGUUCACCACUUGCUGACCUUAAGUGGGCCUCAGGAGUCAUCGAGGAAGCUGUGUUCUGAAAAGCUUUUUUCUUUUGGACAUUCUGUCCAUCUGACCUCCUGAAGAGGCUGUCCUAACAGCCAGACAGCUCUACUCUGAGAACCUCAUUCAUUCAUCUUCUAACGCUGAGGUCUCUCAAGGGCCAUGGUGGGUGGGGACAUACAUCCACAGAGUAGCUCCCAGCCAUGAAGGGGGAGGGAAAUGAGGCAUGAACAUUCUUAAAGAAUCUUCCAUGUAAGCAAAUCAGACUAAAGGCUGCCUGGGAGUUCAGGAUGGCAUCUCAGAGAAGGUGACAUUUGUGACUCAAUUACUGAGUCUAGGCAAGGCUCUAGGACACAGCAGUCAGGCAAGCUGAUGAGCACUGGCUCUCCAACUCUCACCUCAGUCCUGCAGGGGAGCAGGAAUAAACUCAAGGUGGGAUUCACGACAGUCCAGGAGGACCAUAAGGGCAGCCACUCGGAGGAACUGUGUAGGGAUGAUGUUCAUUGUUAGCGAAUCUGAGAGAGGUGUGAGGGAGGGGGGGGGGGAGAAGAGGUGGAAAGACAAGGAGCUACAAUAGCAGGCUAAGAGUUCAGGGCUCCGUGGGGCUGACAACUGAAGGCUGACGGUUCUUGGCCAAGGGGAAGGUAUACGAGAUCUUGGCACCCUUACCAAGUGUGAUAUGGAUAGCUUCAAUCCUCAGGCAGGCCCUUGCCACUCCCCUAGGCGCUGUGUUUUAAGGACACUUGUUUCCCUACAGAACUCCAUCAUGUUGACAGUGUGCUGAAAACUUCUCACAGCCCUCUGCUAAUGGAAUCCAAACUCCAAGCUCCUCCUAGUUUGAUCUCAUCAGCAUCCAGCUGGGCUGUGGGCUCAGGAGGAUCUUAAGAGAUCUUUGGUCCUUUGGAUAAGUCUGAACUCCCUUCUACCUGCCUCGCUGGAAUCUCCCACUUUGACUUUUGCUCUACUGCUGCCAGGAUUUCUCAGGAGCACGGUCAACUCCUACUAACCUUGCUAGCUUUUUUUGACCUCAGUUUGCCUGUAACCUGCUCAGGGAAGCCUCUGCUAACCAAUACGAGGCAGAGAUCUCUGGAGGUGUCCUUUGUAAGUGCUGUUGUUUCUGUCAGGAAAGCCAUUCCUUUGGUCUUCUAAGCCCAUGUGGUUCCUCACUCAUUCGACUGUCAAGUUGCAGUGUCUUGAGUUUCUUUAAGGUGGUAUUAUUAUGUCUUGUGAGACAGGCUCACACUGGCUUCCAUUCACUGUGUAGUCAAGGAUGACCUUGGCAUCGCCUUAGGAGGCUAAAGCCAUCUUCCAGAGCCAGUCUAGUCCAGGAAUGUCACAGAGUUGGUGGAUAGAAUCCUAUACCAGCAACAGCAAUCUGGAAAACACCAUGCGCCCCCUACAGUCUUGGUCCACAGCAGUGACAAAGGGGUUUCACGCAGAAAAUUGAUUUGAGGCUUGCAGAUGAACCUGGGCUGGGCUGCCUCAUCCUAGGGCUCCCCAAGCCAAUUAGUGACUUAAGCCCUGCCCACGCGCACUCGCAACACUCAUUCAUAUAUCAAACCCUUCACUCCUGUUCGGUGCCUCACACAGGACGCUGGAUACUUCAAAGACAGGGAGGGGUGGGGAAGGUGCACAGCCGACAGAAGUCACGAUUCGAAGUGAGCUGUCCUCACACACCUCCGCUCAUAUUUUUGAAACUGAUAACGACGUUCCUCCCUGAGCCGCAGAACUCUGGGAAAGGGGAAGUGUGGGAAACAGAUCUGCUUUUUAUUUUUACAAACUUUUUUGCAUCGCUUCCUAAAAUCAGAGCCUUGCACUGCUCCCAAAUGCUACUCAGUGCAAGGAGCCCUAGCAGCGGGGAGGAGCAAGAGGCUGGCUGUAUCACGCUACGCCCCAGGUUCCGCCAUCCAGGGACAUCCCAGUCCUAACCUCGCCUCCUCCAUGCUUCGCCCUUUCCCACUGCUGGCCUCGUGCUCAGUCACAGUCAACCCAGGCCCCCGAGCCCACCAUCUUGAUCUCCAGGCGGCUGGCUCGCUUGCUACGCGCAGCUUUCAUUGUCCUUCUCCAGCGGCACCAGACCACGCUCAGCAGAGUUCCACCCCUCUUCCACUCUCCCAUUGGCUCUUGCUGCCCAACUGCGCCGGGGACCGGCCUAGCAGUGUCUCUCACGCCCCGCCUUUGCUCCCGGCCCGGCCAGGGGCGGGGUUUCUGUUGGUCCCACCCUUUAGGGGAGGGGCCAAGCUCGCAGGCGCUCCGGAGCUGUCUCGGCAGGGCUCGGCUCGGCUCGGCUCGGCUCGGCUCGGUUUGCAGCUCGGGUGGGGGUGGGCGGCUAGGGUGACAGCGGCAGUAGCAGAGGCUGCGGCGCGAGGCUGAGCAAGCGGUGAGCGGGGAGCCGGUAAGAGGAGGAAGUGGAGCGGCGGCCCGGAGCUCUGGAGUCCGCUGCCGGCACAGGUCCGCCCAGAUUUGCAGAGUGAGCGGCGUCGGGACCUGGGCAGACUUCUUCGCCUUGCUCCGGCCGCUGGCGCUCCGCCUGCCCUGCCCUGCCCUGCCCUGCUUGUCCGAGCCCCGCAUUCCGCGCCUGGACUUUCCUAGCCCCGUGGUCUGGAGCUGCUGGGACGUUCGAGCCCCGGCCUUGAUCCGGAGUUCCGAGACGGGACGUUCUCGGCCCCAUCAUACUGACCCAUCUCUGCUGGAGUGUCCUCCGCCCCCUGGUCGGCGCAAGGUGGCCCCAGCUCUGGGACUUGAGUGUAGAGGAGCCGGGACGCCCACCGGCCUCCAGCUCCUGGAGAACCAAAUCUUCAGCUGCCUUGGACCGAACUGCUCCGGACUUGAAACUGUACUGGCACCGCCCGGGUCCAGCGCACCGUGAGGGGUCCCAAGCAGGCAGAACAGUCGGACCGAACCCCUGGGCGAGUCGAAGCUGCCACCUUUCUCCGCCCUAGGUUAAGGAUCUUGGGGUGCUUGCUCCCAGGGGAACACAGGGGCUUCUCCUGCCACAGUCUCCAGCGAGCGGAGGUUGCAGGGAGGUAGCAUUACCACAUUCUUCAUCCACCGACAGGUGACACCACUGGAGACCGUGGGCUGUGGAAGAAACACACGGAGCACAGGUGUCCCCGUGUUCCUCUGGACCAACAACAGCGAGUCUGCAACCCAGCAGCUUUGGAGCCUGUCAGUCUGGCUGUGGCACUCCCUUCCAGCCUAGAGGACAUCAGUGACAACAUGGACGCUGGCCCAUGUCAGGGCCAUGGAGGACAUUGCUGAUGCCCAGAGACUCGAAGUGACUGGCCUGGGGUCACACAGCAGAAGACUAGAGGGGAGAACACCAAGACCUGCUUCAGCUCUUUGGCCAGUACACCGGGCACCUGCUCUUCGAGUGAAGUGACAUCACCGUCUCCGUGGACAGGACACCCCUGGAGUGCAGCCCAUAGCCGCCUGGACCUUCUUCCAGCACCAGCCAGGGGCCUCCAUGGGAGCUUAAGGGCCAGGCAGCAGGGCUGCGGGCACGAGCAUGGUGAGACACCAGCCCCUGCAAUACUACGAGCCCCAACUGUGCCUCUCAUGCCUCACAGGCAUCUAUGGCUGCCGCUGGAAGCGCUACCAACGCUCGCACGAUGACACCACGCCGUGGGAGCGCCUGUGGUUCCUGCUCCUGGUCUGCACCUUCAGCCUCACACUCACCUGGCUCUACUUUUGGUGGGGUGUCCACAACGACUACGAUGAGUUCAACUGGUACCUCUACAACCGCAUGGGCUACUGGAGCGACUGGUCCGUGCCCAUCCUGGUGACCUCGGCUGCUGCUUUCACAUACAUCGCAGGCCUCCUGGUCCUGGCACUAUGUCACAUCGCUGUGGGGCAGCAGUUGAACCUGCACUGGAUACACAAGAUGGGGCUGGUGGUCAUCCUGGCCUCCACGGUGGUGGCCAUGUCUGCAGUGGCCCAGCUCUGGGAGGAUGAGUGGGAGGUGCUGCUGAUUUCCCUGCAGGGCACGGCACCAUUCCUGCAUAUAGGGGCCCUGGUGGCCAUCACUGCACUCUCCUGGAUCGUCGCUGGACAGUUUGCCCGUGCAGAGCGGUCCUCCUCUCAGCUCACCAUUCUUUGUACCUUCUUCGCCGUGGUCUUCACCUUCUACCUGAUCCCUCUCACCAUCUCCUCUCCCUGCAUCAUGGAGAAAAAAGACCUGGGCCCCAAACCUGCCCUCAUCGGCCACCGAGGGGCUCCCAUGCUGGCUCCAGAACACACAGUGAUGUCCUUCCGGAAGGCGCUGGAGCAGAGGCUGUAUGGGCUGCAAGCUGACAUCACCAUCAGCCUGGAUGGUGUGCCCUUUCUCAUGCAUGACACUACCCUGAGGCGGACCACCAAUGUGGAGCACCUGUUCCCGGAGCUUGCCCGCAGGCCUGCUGCCAUGCUCAACUGGACUGUCCUGCAGAGGCUCAAUGCCGGCCAGUGGUUCCUCAAGACCGACCCCUUCUGGACGGCCAGCUCCCUGUCACCCUCCGACCACAGGGAGGUUCAGAACCAGUCCAUCUGCAGCCUGGCAGAGCUGCUGGAGCUGGCCAAGGGCAAUGCCUCGCUGCUGCUCAACCUUCGGGACCCGCCCCGUGAUCACCCCUACCGUGGCAGCUUCCUCAACGUCACACUGGAGGCCGUGCUGCGUUCAGGCUUCCCCCAGCACCAGGUCAUGUGGCUAUUUAACAGGCAGAGGCCUUUGGUACGGAAGAUGGCUCCUGGCUUCCAGCAAACAUCUGGAUCCAAAGAAGCCAUCGCUAACUUACGGAAAGGUCACAUCCAGAAGCUGAACCUCCGCUACACUCAGGUGUCCCACCAGGAGCUCAGGGACUAUGCAUCGUGGAACCUGAGUGUGAACCUGUACACUGUCAAUGCACCGUGGCUCUUCUCCCUGCUGUGGUGUGCUGGGGUCCCCUCCGUCACUUCCGACAACUCCCAUACCCUUUCUCGGGUGCCUUCUCCACUCUGGAUCAUGCCCCCAGACGAGUACUGCCUCAUGUGGGUCACUGCCGACCUGAUCUCCUUCAGCCUCAUCAUCGGCAUCUUCGUGCUCCAGAACUAUCACUUGAUCAGGUGGCGCCUGGGUGGUAUACGGAGUUACAACCCAGAGCAGAUCAUGCUGAGCGCCGCUGUACGCCGGACCAGCCGGGACGUCAGCAUCAUGAAAGAAAAACUCAUCUUCUCAGAGAUCAGUGAUGGUGUGGAAGUCUCCGAUGAGCUCUCCGUAUGUUCAGACAGCAGUUACGACACCUAUGCUAAUGCCAACAGCACAGCCACCCCCGUGGGCCCUCGAAAUGCUGGCAGCCGUGCCAAGACCGUCACAGAGCAGAGUGGGCAUUAGCUGAAGAUCUGUCUGCCCAACUUGUACCCAAGGUAGAACCUAGAAGAGAGGAAGGUCUGAUGAAAAGAAGCUGCACCUAGAGGGCCCGGGAGCUGGCUCCUCAGCCUACUUAUGUGCUCCAAGCUCCUUUGUCUGUUCCAGUCUCUCUUGCAUGAGUGGGGGGGUGACCAAAGGGGCCCUCUCCGCUGAGGCUCAGCUGGACCAGGACUCCAGCCUCUAGAUGCCCCUGCAGGCCUGGGGCUUUUCAUCCAGGAAGCGAAGGCCUGAUCUCCUGGUCCACUCUCAUAGUCAUCCUUGGCCUCCCAGCCUGGAAGGGUUGGUGAGUCACUGGGCUGUGCCGUGUGCCACAAGCAAGUGGAGGACGUGGAUGUCUCCCUAUGCCCACACCUCUCUAUUUAUCUGUCUGUGCUGUGAGAUGACUAAUGUUCUCACCCCUGCCUUGAGGACGUUGGCUGGGCCUCCCUCUUGGGGGGGGGGGGGUGUUUCUACGCUCUGCACCCAUCUCAAAGCACAAGGAAGUUCAUCUCAGGAGAAGAAAGCAGUGGCUGUGGUGGAGAUGCGUUCCUCCCAACCAGCUCCCUUCUACCACUGACCUCUCUGUCCCUGAGAAGCAGCUGGAGAGGACCGGAAUCACAGGCUCAGGGCUGUCCUGCCUCACACCCAACUGUCCAGCAGGCCUCUGGGGCAGAAGAAGCCUUGAGGACCAGGUGAACGACAGACUGAUCUGACCUCAGGUUCCCACAGCAGCGGCCACAGGGCAAUGGGCCACCUGGGCGAAGCACAUUGGGCUCAGUCAAGCAUGGGCCUCUGGCCAAAGUUGCCUACAGUAGAAGGAACCCAAGGGCAAAGACAAUUAAAGCUGCCAUCUUGA
Messenger RNA from Mus musculus (house mouse), 6636 nucleotides. It is a transcript of the gene Gdpd5, whose product is annotated as glycerophosphodiester phosphodiesterase domain containing 5. Lineage: Eukaryota; Metazoa; Chordata; Mammalia; Rodentia; Muridae. The record is from RefSeq and is a predicted model, not a curated record. Gene Ontology annotation, cellular component: membrane raft; growth cone; plasma membrane raft. Gene Ontology annotation, molecular function: glycerophospholipase activity; glycerophosphocholine phosphodiesterase activity; phosphoric diester hydrolase activity. Bases 3927 to 5765 code for a protein of 612 amino acids. Gene Ontology annotation, biological process: negative regulation of amyloid precursor protein biosynthetic process; lipid metabolic process; positive regulation of neuron differentiation. The transcript is spliced from 21 exons.